Dibothriocephalus latus is the source of this 375-nucleotide messenger RNA. The record is from the annotation of a GenBank genome assembly. NCBI's taxonomy places the organism in Eukaryota, Metazoa, Platyhelminthes, Cestoda, Diphyllobothriidea, Diphyllobothriidae.
AUGACUGUCGUCACAUGCGGAUCAUGUCUUCUAUUCAACAUUCAACAUCUACAUGCGAGAGCUCCCACUCCCCGGGCACUCGCGCAAGUGGUAUCGUACGCGGAAGAUGUUACGUUUUUCUGCCGGCACUAUCACAUUGAUCAGGCUGCGCAGCUCCUCACGGAGUUCAUACCUGAUGUCGACAACUUCUUCACCCAGCGCGGAAUGACGAUCUCGGCAGCCAAGCCGUCCGUCACUGUUUUCACGCUGGAUCCGAAGGAGUUCAAUCAUCACCCGGCCAUCAUCGUCAACGGUGCGUCUUUGCCACUCGUCCGUAAGCCCAAGCUCCUUGGCGUGCGUUUCGACCCGCUUUUCACGUUCGCGGAUUAUAAAUAA